Molecule: messenger RNA, 1781 nt
Organism: Ictidomys tridecemlineatus (thirteen-lined ground squirrel)
Lineage: Eukaryota; Metazoa; Chordata; Mammalia; Rodentia; Sciuridae
Gene: C2H22orf15
Product: chromosome 2 C22orf15 homolog
Source: RefSeq, a predicted model, not a curated record
UCUUCCAGCUUGGGCCUCUCCCUGAUAACCGAAUGUGGUCUCCGACUCCCUCAUCUGAGCACCCCUGAACCCCUGGUCUCCAGCCCCCACUGUGGGUGGGACCAGAACCCGGCCUCAAGGAAUGCCCGCCCCUUCAGGUCCGUUACCGGGAUACUGGGGCUAAGGCAUUUCCUGCCUAGAUGUCUUGGCGACUCCCGCUGCCUCGGAGACCUGCUUGGGAGCUAGGGGACGCUACUCUGGCCCAGCGAGCGGCAGAAGAAAGAGGACAGAGGUCUUGGACUAGUUGAACAGGUGGCUGGCUGAGCAGGGAUCUGGGCUAGGGACCACUCUCCCAUCCACCCGCAUUUGUACACACCUCCCCAACCUCACCCCGGAGUAGAUCUGUCUCAGGCAUUUCCCGAGAGAGGAGGUCCAGAGUUGGUGGCUCAAAGCCCCAACAGAUCCGUCUCUUCCCCACUGUAGCCAUGUUUGUCACGGUGAUGUUUGGAGUUCCUAGAUCAGGGCUGGGGUAUGGCUCGUGCGGGAACCUUAAGUUGUGCGCCCCAGUUAUCCACAUCUGUCAAGAUGGAUGGAUGUCUGCAAAGAAGUUUAUGCAAAAUUGCCUGGACUACUGUGCCUGGGCCGGCUGCGGGGAGCUGGUGAACCCCUGGUGCAGCCUAACGGCCCUCACUGCCCACUUAAAGCAGAGGGGGCAGGUCCCCCCAGAUGCCUCUCUCCAUGCCUUCCCAGAAACCAUUGCCCUCUUAGCUGAGGAUGGACAACUUGUGAGCCUAGGUGAGGACCUAGAGGAGAAGACUUCCCCAGCCUCCUCCAAGGGCAGUCCUCUUCUACAGGAACGAGGGACAUAUGUCCUUGUGAAAAUCAUCAGGGGGGAGGAUGGGGCACCUACCCGCUAUGAGUCCCUACUAGAGAACCUGGAUGAUCAGUGUCCGGAGCUGGCAGGUAAGUGUCAAGGUAGAACCCUGGGAGGAAAGGCAUUUCUUCUCCCCCAGUCCCACCAUCAGGGUUUCCUGGGUCUUUCAGAGGAGCUGCGCUGGCUAUCAGGCGUCCCCACCAUGGGUAAUGGCCGGAGGAGACGCAUGAGCACUCGGCGUAGCCAUCGAGAACUAGAGCCCCCUUCAAGAGCUGGAAGGGUGAGCUCCCUGCCAUCCAGGACUCGCUAGCUGGGGCCAGGAGCCAGGUAUGGAAGAGCAGGUCCCAUGACCUGGCAUACCACAGCCAAGUGGACAAGCUGGACUCGGAGUCAAGGGGGCUGGCUAUGACCUGACUCAUGUGAUAAGAUGCAAAUAGACAACAGCCCAGCAAGAUUCCUCUGCCCAAUCCAGAAUUACUGAGACUUUGCAUCAUUAAAAGGAGCAAGGUCACAGAAAGGUUGUGAGGCCUGAGGGGGAAAGCCCCUAUGAUGUGGGUGCAGAGAAAGGCGCCCAGAGACAAAAGCACAAAAGGUGGUGGCAGAAGAGGCCCUUGACAGGUAGAAACAAAAGGCUUCUUCUGGGAUUCCAGCCCCCAAAGUCAGAUGCUCUUGAGAUCACCUGCUAAUGCCUCAUCAUCUCCCUUUGGGCUGCCCAAAGUAGUCCACCCUUGACUGCCCUAAGUACAGAUUAUUACAGGACUCUUCCCACCCUACCCAGGAUGUCUGUUGCAGGUGAUACACAGCACACUACAGUGAGAUAUCCAUCCACCUCCCCUAAUCCCAGUUCAUUAUCUAGGGUGCUUCCAGCAGACAGGCCAGCAAGAGGACACACAAUAGGCUGUGAUUUAAAAUAAACUCUUUAAUUGCA